Molecule: messenger RNA, 1235 nt
Organism: Glossina fuscipes
Lineage: Eukaryota; Metazoa; Arthropoda; Insecta; Diptera; Glossinidae
Product: formylglycine-generating enzyme
Exons: 3
Coding region: 159-1214 (351 amino acids)
Cellular component (GO): endoplasmic reticulum
Source: RefSeq, a predicted model, not a curated record
GCUCUCGGUCUAUCUUUUUUAGUAGUAGUCGGCAGUACCGCAACGAAAAAUGAAACAACAUUUCACAUUUUCAGAAAACACAACUCAUAUGUUACGCGCUAUUUAAUUUGUAUAAUCAAAAAUUUAUUUAUUUAAUUUAUAUAACAAAAAAGUAAAUAAUGAUAAAGCAUUUAAUUGUUAUAAGUUUAUUGCUGGGGCGAGCAUUUUUAUUAGAUUGCGGUUGUGACAAAGCGAAUCGAGAAGCAAAUAAGGAUUCCGCAAAAAACGUCAUAAAUAAAAUCGAAGAAAUAUUGGAAAAAGCCGACGAUGCUACAACAAAAGUAUGCCAGCAACAACACACAAAUAGAAAAAAUAAACAUUACCGAGAUUAUUAUCCAGAACCCGUUUAUGAUGAUAUGUCACUUAUACCAGGUGGUGAAUACGUGGUCGGUACGAAUGAACCGCAUUUUCCCGAAGACAAUGAGUCGCCAGAGCGAACUGUGAUAACUAAAGAUUUUUACAUGGACAAGUAUGAAGUAUCGAAUCAAAAAUUUUGGGAAUUUGUUAAAGCUAGUAAUUAUACUACAGAAGCAGAAUUUUUCGAAGAUAGUUUUCUCUUCAAGUCCCUUCUAACUGAAGAAGAGCAAGAAAAGCUGAAAGACUAUAGAGUGGCAAAUGCUUUAUGGUGGUUUAAAGUGCGAGGGGUCAAUUGGAAGCGUCCAAUCGGUGUAAAUAGUAAUUUAGCUGGUCUAGAGCUACAUCCUGUUGUCCAUGUAUCAUGGAAUGAUGCAAUGGCCUAUUGUCAGUGGGCUGACAAACGUUUGCCUACCGAAGAGGAAUGGGAAGUUGCUUGUAGGGGAGGUAAAAGUCGUAAACUCUUCCCUUGGGGCAAUAAACUAAUGCCUAAAGAGCAAUACUGGCUUAAUAUUUGGCAAGGUGAAUUUCCAGAUACUAACACCGAGGAAGAUGGCUAUGCCACCACGUGUCCUGUAAAUAAGUUUCCACAAAAUAUUUAUGAAAUGCACAAUAUAGUGGGCAACGUUUGGGAAUGGACACAGAAUUUAUGGAAUGCAAAGGAUGAUAACAAUGCCAAUCCAAGUCGCGUCAAGAAAGGAGGAUCAUAUUUAUGUCAUAAGACGUAUUGCUAUCGCUACAGGUGCGCAGCUCGUUCGCAAAAUACCGCCGACAGUUCUGCAGGAAAUUUAGGUUUCAGAUGUGCUAAGGAUUUGGAAUAGUACAAAUGUCCUUUUAAAAAA